CUUUUCGACCCACACCCAAGCAUGGCCACCAUCGUGAGCGCCGCGAACACGUUUACCAAGGCAUGGAACACAACGACGUCGUCGCUGGAAGGAAUCCUUCUUCAGUUCCCUGGGCGUGUGUUUGUCAACCAAGACCCGGCCCUCAAGGCCACCGUCCGCGUCGUCGCCACGUCCGACUCGCAGGCCGUCCUCGAUCUGCUCGCGUUCAACGUGACCCAGACUCCCGACGACGUCAUCACGGUCGGCUGUAAUCGCCACGUUGUCCUUCCCCAAGCCAACCAAACGUACUUGAACGUGUCGGCAACGUCCGAUUCGGCAGCGUACGCCGCUGGUUCUCUUUUGGUUCGCGUCACGGUGCAACGAGCCGUCUCAUGGAUCAAGUCGACCGCCGACACGGUGUUGGUUUCUGGAACGCUCGUCAACGGCGCCAACAAGCUCGUGUCCAUUGCUGCAUUGGGCGCGGGGAGCAUCACCACGACGGCGAAAUACCCGGUGAAACUCGCGAAUUUGACGCUCUCCACCACGGGUGCCGGCAACGUGCAGUUUGCAGCCACCACGAGCGUGAAUGUCACGAACGGCGUAUCUCUUUCGGUUGCUGGACUUGGGUCGGUGGCGCUCAAGGCCAACAGCGACAUCACCGUGCGCAACUUGCUCACGUCGAUCACCGGUGCUGGCUCGGUCUUUGCGUCGGCCAAUGGGGUGUUGAAGGCCCACGACGUCCGCACGACGGUGGCUGGCAAGGGGAAUGUAAGCUACGCCGCGUCGCAAGGCUCGACCGUGACCAACACGAUUUCGUCGGCGAGCUCGGGCCACAUCUACACUGGGUCCCUUCUUGCUCAAAACGCGACCGUGACGCUGGCGGGGAGUGGAGACAUCGUCGUCCAAGUGAACGAUACGCUCACGGCGACCACGAGUGGCAAAGGCCAAGUCUUGUACUACAACAAGACUGUGAACCCGGCGCACUUGCCCCAACCCAAGGGGUGGUGGGUGUUCACCAGCCCUGGUGCGGCCGCGACCAGCGUCAACCCUGUCGACACGUUGACGUUGUGGCCAGAGCCCGCCAAGGAGCCUGUCAACGUCGUGAUUGAGCUCAACUCGUCGCUGCUCUCGCGAUGCGUCGUGCAAACGUUCAAGUCAGGCGGGCAACUGUCCCUCUCGGCGUCGUCAGCACAGACCCCCGUCGACGCGGCCACGUUUGGCGGUGUGGCGUUUGCCUUGCUGGUGCUGAUCGCGUUUGUGGUCCUGAAGAAGCAAAAGCGCAUUGGCUACGUCGCACUUCCCAAGUAAACACGACGGAAUGAUCAUUACCAAACGCUUCGUGAUAUGCGA
Aphanomyces invadans is the source of this 1329-nucleotide messenger RNA. RefSeq lists its product as hypothetical. The coding region runs from base 22 to 1287 and encodes 421 amino acids. NCBI's taxonomy places the organism in Eukaryota, Oomycota, Saprolegniomycetes, Saprolegniales, Verrucalvaceae. The transcript has a single exon. The record is from RefSeq and is a predicted model, not a curated record.